Messenger RNA from Monopterus albus (swamp eel), 3818 nucleotides. RefSeq names its product amyloid beta (A4) precursor protein a (gene appa). Gene Ontology annotation, biological process: central nervous system development; axonogenesis. NCBI's taxonomy places the organism in Eukaryota, Metazoa, Chordata, Actinopteri, Synbranchiformes, Synbranchidae. Bases 235 to 2595 code for a protein of 786 amino acids. The transcript has 17 exons. Gene Ontology annotation, cellular component: membrane raft; Golgi apparatus; early endosome. Gene Ontology annotation, molecular function: heparin binding; signaling receptor activator activity; serine-type endopeptidase inhibitor activity. The record is from RefSeq and is a predicted model, not a curated record.
GGCGGUAGGAUACGUGCGCUAUUCAGUUUGAUAGCGUACACAACAGAAUAAAGUGCGUGUAUGACAGACUGUGUGUACGUGUGUUAGUUAAUCCCACUCCGCUGUGGUCAGGUGAUCCGGCGCUUGAGCAGCUGUGCAGCCUCGGUAUCGCUCACCGUCAGACAACGGGAGUCACCGGCGCUGAGUACACAGUUUCUCACCAGACGUAAACGUUAAACCGUUCAGUGAAACGACAUGGGGGACAGAGUAGUUUUACUGCUGCUGGCUGUAGCGGCUUCGACUCUGGCUGCCGAGGUGCCUACAGAUGUUUCUAUGGGUCUGUUGGCAGAGCCCCAGGUGGCCAUGUUUUGCACUAAACUCAACAUGCACAUUAACGUACAGACCGGCAAGUGGGAGCCAGACCCUUCGGGGACCAAGAGCUGCAUUGGCACCAAGGAGGGCAUCCUGCAGUACUGCCAGGAGGUGUACCCAGAGCUCCAAAUUACCAACGUGGUGGAGGCCAACCAACCAGUCAGCAUCCAGAACUGGUGCAAGAAAGGACAUAAACAGUGUCAUAGUCACAUGCACAUCGUAGUACCCUACCGCUGCCUGGUGGGAGAGUUUGUGAGUGAUGCCCUACUCGUUCCUGACAAGUGCAAGUUCCUCCAUCAGGAGCGCAUGGAUCAGUGUGAGAGCCACCUGCACUGGCACACUGUAGCCAAGGAAUCCUGUGGAGACCGCACCAUGAAUCUCCAUGACUACGGGAUGCUAUUGCCAUGCGGAAUCGACCGCUUCCGAGGAGUUGAGUUUGUUUGCUGUCCCGCUGAGGCAGAGCGUGACACUGAUAGUGCCGAGCAAGAUGCUGAUGAUUCUGAUGUCUGGUGGGGUGGAGCGGAGCCUGACUACUCUGACAACAGUAUGGUGCGAGAGCUAGAGCCAGCGGAGCAGCAAGAGGAAACCCAGCCAUCUGUUGUCGAGGGGAACGAGGACGAGCAGGAGGAGGAGGUGGCUGAGGAAGAUGACGAUGAUGAGGAGGAGGAUAUGCUGGACAAUGACCGGGAUGGAGAUGGAGAGGAGGAUGAGGAGGUGGCAGAGGAAGAGGAGGAGGAGGAGGAGGAGGAGGAGGAGGGAGAUGUUGUCGACACCCUUGAUGACAGCGAUGAUGCAGAUGAGCCUACUGCCAAUGUUGCCAUGACGACCACCACCACCACAACUACUGAGUCUGUCGAAGAAGUUGUGAGGGAUGUGUGCUGGGCCAGUGCAGAGACUGGUCCGUGCCGGGCCAUGCUCCCUCGCUGGUACUUUGACCGACAGGAGGGCCACUGUGUUCAGUUUAUCUACGGUGGCUGCGGUGGCAACAGGAAUAAUUUUGAUUCAGAAGAGUACUGCAUGUCUGUCUGCAGCAGCAUCAUACCCACAGCCGCACCCAGCUCUCCUGAUGCUGUGGAUCACUACCUAGAGACGCCUGCUGACGAAUAUGAACAUGCCCACUUCCAGAAGGCCAGGAAGAGCCUGGAGGCCAGGCACCGUGAGAAGACAUCACAGGUGAUGAGAGAGUGGGAAGAGGCUGAAAGAGAAGCCCAGAAUCUUCCACGUGCUGACAAGAAGGCUGUCGUCCAGCGUUUCCAGGAGAAGGUGGAGGCACUGGAGCAGGAAGUGGCCAGUGAGCGCCAACAGCUGGUGGAGACCCACAUGGCCCGAGUGGAGGCUCUUCUCAACGACCGCCGCCGCCUGGCUCUGGAGAGCUACCUGACUGCCCUGCAGCAGGAACCACCCAGGCCUCGCCACGUCUUCAGCCUUUUGAAGAAGUAUGUGCGUGCUGAGCAGAAGGACAGACAACAUACCCUUAAACACUUCGAACAUGUCCGCAUGGUGGAUCCCAAGAAGGCCGCACAGAUUCGACCUCAGGUGCUGACCCACCUGCGUGUCAUUGAGGAGCGUAUGAACCAGUCUCUGGGGCUUCUCUACAAGGUGCCUGGCGUGGCUGAAGACAUUCAGGACCAAGUUGAGCUUCUGCAGAGGGAGCAAGCGGAGAUGGCCCAGCAACUGGCCAACCUGCAGACAGACGUGAGGGUGAGCUAUGGCAAUGACGCUCUGAUGCCCGACCAGGAGAUGGGAGAUGGCCAGACCGACCUUUUGCCCCAUGAAGACACAGUUGGCCUGGGAGGAGUUGGCUUCAUCCACCCUGAGAGCUUCAACCAGCCCAACACUGAGAACCAGGUUGAGCCAGUGGACUCUCGCCCCAAUCUUGACAGAGGCAUCCCAACUCGGCCAGUGACUGGAAUGAAGAUGGAUGCUAUUCCUGAGCUGCGGAUGGAGACAGAGGACAGGCAGAGCACUGAAUAUGAAGUUCACCACCAGAAACUGGUCUUCUUUGCAGAGGAUGUUGGCUCCAACAAGGGUGCCAUCAUUGGCCUCAUGGUUGGAGGCGUUGUCAUAGCAACCGUCAUAGUCAUCACCUUGGUGAUGCUGCGGAAGAAGCAGUAUACAUCUAUCCACCAUGGAGUUAUUGAGGUGGAUGCUGCCAUCACCCCCGAGGAGCGCCACCUGUCUAAGAUGCAGCAGAAUGGUUACGAGAACCCAACCUACAAGUUCUUUGAGCAGAUGCAGAACUGAGGAGAAUGUCACGUGUACACACACACACACACACACACACACAUAUACAUAUAUAAACAUGCACACAAAUAUCUCCUCCCACACAUCAUGCACCUCCCCUCCCCAUCCGUCUAGUCCCACGUCUCCAGAAGGCAGUGUAGCUUAGAUCACUGAGUGACUGAAAGAGUCGAUUACCAACAUGUGAAGUCACUGUAGCCAGGGUGUUCUUUCAUACAUGCUGGGUGGAUACUGUGGCCAAGCCAGGUUGCACCACAUUUGUUCACUUUAUCAGAGCAAGGCCCCUUUUUUCUUAAAGAAAGGAUUUUUAUAGGUUAUUCCAUCUGUGAUGUAUGGGGAAAAGGCCUCACCCAGUGCAUUGAGACCAACCCACCCAUGGGGGAAAGAAGCGCACUCUCUCCACACUGAUUUAGGGCCAGUGCAUAGCUGGGGUUUUUUUUCCUGUUUUUGGCUUGGAACAUUUUAGACCACUGAUCAGCAAGAUAAGAGGUACAUGCUGACCUGGGCCUCAUUUACAAAAGUUGGUUGCAUGCACAUGUAUCAGUCACUUCAAAUCAUUCUUCAACAUGUGGACAUAUUUGUUUCCAUCAUAUUCUUUGUAAUGAAUAUAUAAUGAAAUAUAGAGUUAAAUUAAGCAAUGUCAUUUUUAUAAAUGAGGCCCAGUGCUUUGCUACCUACUGCACCACUACUGCAUUCACUCCACAGUCUACACUGGAGUAUAAGUGAGCCUCCUCUGCCUCCCCUCCUCCUCCAUCCCUUUUGCCAUCCCUUUUUUUGUAUUCUUAUGACAGCUGGGCUGUGUUAAAUCACACAAGGCUCUAAAGGAUAUCUGAAGAUGCUGAUGAUGACGGCAGUAAUUAUGUAUUCUGAAUGAGUUGUUUUUUUUUCUAUAGUUUCCAGUUUUGUUUUUCAAAAAAGAAUGAAAACUGAAAAAAAUUCAACCAGUGUAAAGUCUUUUUUUUUCUUUUUUUUUUUUUUUUUAAAUUGUGUGUAAUGAUAAUGAGGUAAUGCUGAAGUCUUAGCUGUUCCUGUGUAAUGCAUGACAACAGGAUUUGGAAAAACAAGAUCUUAAAGCUGCUCUUUCUUCAGAUCCUUUCUCACAUUUAGAUUGUCAUUCUCACAAGACUGUACAUUGAGUAUGUUCUCGUGAUCAUGUGACUUCAAACUGAUGACUAAUAUAUAAAUCUAGAUAAACGGGCUCUGCUUUGAUAUCAUGCAAGAUACAC